CCACCUCGUAACUUACAUUCAAUGGGAAGCAAGAAGAGAUCCCGUACUGUACAAGAACCCGUCGAGCCGUUAAAAAACAGUGUAGACUGGGAAAGCGAGGCUGCAAAAAAGAAGACGAAGCUAAACGUUGACGAAGAGGAGGAAGAGGAAUCCGACAAGACCCUUUUACCGGUUGAAACGCUGACUGAGCAGAUCACAAACGAAGAUUUCAGAAUUGUAGCUGGAUCGUAUGAGCGUAUCUUGUAUGGAGUCAACGCCUUUUGGGAAACAAAGAAGGAUAAUGAGUUAUCAUUGCGCUUGGAGCCUGUCUUUAUCUUCCCAGCACAUACUGGAUGCAUUAGAACAGUUGCUGUAGGAGGCUCUCAUCUUGCAUCAGGAAGUUCCGAUGAGGUUAUCAAGUUGUAUGACUUGAAAAAACGCAAAGAACUCGGUGCCUUAGCUGGACAGCAACAAGGUGACAUCAACUCAAUCGAAUUUUAUGGAAAAUAUAUGCUCACUGCCAGUGAUGAUGGAACUAUCUGUAUCUGGCGGUCAAAAGAUUGGGAAUUAUUGAAAACAAUGAAGGGUCAUCAAGGUCGUAUAAACUCCAUAUCAAUUCACCCCUCCGGAAAGAUUGCUUUGUCAGUCUCUGCUGACAAAACUGUUCGUUUGUGGAAUUUGAUGACGGCACACAAAGCGAGCGUGCACAAAAUUGGAAAGGAGGGAAUGGUUGUUCGAUGGAAUACUGCAGGAACUCAGUAUGCUAUUCUUUUUGAGAGACAGCUCAUCAUUUACAACGUUGCUGAUGCCCAACCUGCCGUCACCAUUGACUCAAGGACAAAAUUACUCUCCAUGGAGUACUAUAAGGACACAAAUACAGAUAAGGAAUACCUUGUGGUUGGAAGUGAGGACCGUAGUUUCAGAGUCUGGGAUGCAGAGACUGGAGACAAGGUUGCCGAAGUGAGCCAACACAAAAUGCGAGUUAAGGCCAUCGAUAUCAUUAGAACAACACCACGCGAAGGAGAGCACGAGCCUGUCGAUGUUCUUGUCUCUGUUUCAUCUGAUGGUAUGAUGAAAUGCUGGGAUUUACAAAAAGUUAUCACAAGCAAAGGCGAGAAUAUGACCCCGUUGGGUGAAUACGAUGCAAAGUGCAGAAUAACUUGCUGUACUGUGAACCUUGGUUACAAAGUUCCAAAGCAGUCAGAGCAAACGGAAGCUGCCGAGUAAACCUGCUGCUUUUAGUAAACCACCCUGUUCAACCUAUUGUCACCUCUGCUUGUAUCAUAACGUAGAUUAUAAUCAUCCUCAUUCAUGCAAAUAAAAACAACCACAAAUUAAAUCUAUA
Umbelopsis ramanniana AG is the source of this 1324-nucleotide messenger RNA. RefSeq lists its product as uncharacterized. The transcript is spliced from 6 exons. The record is from RefSeq and is a predicted model, not a curated record. NCBI's taxonomy places the organism in Eukaryota, Fungi, Mucoromycota, Umbelopsidomycetes, Umbelopsidales, Umbelopsidaceae. Bases 22 to 1206 code for a protein of 394 amino acids. Gene Ontology annotation, molecular function: protein binding.